Acanthamoeba castellanii str. Neff is the source of this 564-nucleotide messenger RNA. RefSeq lists its product as uncharacterized. The record is from RefSeq and is a predicted model, not a curated record. Lineage: Eukaryota; Discosea; Longamoebia; Acanthamoebidae. The coding region runs from base 1 to 564 and encodes 187 amino acids. The transcript is spliced from 4 exons.
AUGUCCGCCGCCAUGAACAAGGAAAAUCUCAUCAAUCAGCUGCCCUCCUCGCCUUACACCCCCACGCAGAAGGGGCUCAAGGUCUCCACCCCUCAGAAGAAUAACGCUACCAAGUUCAAGACAUCCUCGAAGGGUUCGCGUCAGGCUCUGCAAGAUGCCACCCCGAACGGUACCAAGCAGCAGCAAAAGAUCCGUGUGCUGAAGAGGAAGCUUGUCCACACCACACAAGCUUUGCGCGAGGCCGAGAGCACCAUCAACGACAUGAGGGUGGAGGCAGCCGCGUCUGAGCGAGAGGUCGCCCUUUUGCGCGCCCAGCUCGCGCAGAAGCAAGCCAGCUAUGAGGCCGGCAGCGAUGACGAGCAGCAGCCCGCCGCGCCGCAGCUGCCCGCCCGCUACAGGGACAUCGGCCUCGGCUUCCGCGUCGCCUCGCUUCCCAACGAGACCGACGACAAGUCGUCGACGCACAACGAGGAGCUGAUGCUCGCCGCUCCCACUGCCCAGCCGCAGCACUACAAGGAUCUGCAGCUUGGCUUCGCCGUCAACUCGCUGUCCAUGGAUUUCUGA